Eutrema salsugineum is the source of this 1110-nucleotide messenger RNA. Its product is annotated as homeobox-leucine zipper protein ATHB-23. The transcript has 3 exons. The record is from RefSeq and is a predicted model, not a curated record. Gene Ontology annotation, cellular component: nucleus. Bases 188 to 985 code for a protein of 265 amino acids. Gene Ontology annotation, molecular function: sequence-specific DNA binding; DNA-binding transcription factor activity, RNA polymerase II-specific. Gene Ontology annotation, biological process: positive regulation of DNA-templated transcription. Lineage: Eukaryota; Viridiplantae; Streptophyta; Magnoliopsida; Brassicales; Brassicaceae.
GCCUAGCUAUUAGCCUAUAAGUGGUGUAUAGUCUAAGCCGAUUCAUUUCACCAGCAGCCUUCUUCUUCUGUAUUUAUUUUAUCAAGUUAUCAAUAACAUUUCAGAUUCUGAGUUCUCUACUCUGAACCAAGACAAGGUGGAGAAGAAGAAACGAUCAAAGAGCAAGACUCAACAGGAGAGAUCAGAGAUGACUUGUAAUAAUGGCUUAGCAUUUUUCCCUGCAAAUUUCAGUCUCCAAAACCAUCACCAAGAAGAAGAAGAAGAUCAUCCUCAAUCUCUUCUUCCUUCUUGCACUCUACCUCAAGACUUCCACGGGUUUCUUGGUAAGAGAUCUCCGAUGCCGAACGUAGAAGGAUUUUGUAAUUUAGAGAUGAAUGGAGAAGAAGAAUUUUCAGACGAUGGAUCUAAGAUGGGAGAGAAGAAGAGGAGAUUGAACAUGGAGCAAUUGAAGACGCUAGAGAAGAACUUCGAGAUUGGUAAUAAACUCGAAUCAGAUCGAAAAUUAGAGCUGGCUCGUGCCUUGGGGUUACAGCCUAGACAAAUCGCCAUUUGGUUCCAAAACAGAAGGGCUCGAUCCAAAACUAAACAGCUCGAGAGAGACUACGAUGCGCUCAAGCGUCAAUUCGAGAGUCUCAAAGACGAGAACGAAAUUCUUCAAACUCAAAACCAAAAGCUUCAGGCUCAGGUAAUGGCAUUGAAAUGUAGAGAACCAAUAGAAUCAAUCAAUCUGAACAAAGAAACAGAAGGUUCAUGUAGUAACAGAAGUGAGAACAUCUCAGGUGACAUCAGACUGCCGGAGAUCAACAGCCAAUUCGCCGGAGGCCAUCAACCUUCUUCCCCGACGACUACGACGGUGCAGUUUUUUCAGAAUUCGUCUUCAGAACAGAGAAUGGUGAAAGAAGAGAACAGUAUCAGCAACAUGUUCUGUGGAAUGGAUGACCAGUCUGGGUUUUGGCCAUGGCUUGACCAGCAACAUUACAACUGAAUGUGGUCGAUAAUCCUUAUUUGUUUUAUUUUUCCUUAAUUUUUUUUUUUCGUUUUUAAACUGAUCAGACGAACCCAUUUCAUGUUUCAAAGUUCUACAAUGAGCCUUUAUGCAACAAAUAAGCA